Messenger RNA from Aspergillus melleus, 2483 nucleotides. Its product is annotated as transcription factor domain-containing protein. The transcript has 2 exons. Gene Ontology annotation, molecular function: zinc ion binding; DNA binding. The record is from RefSeq and is a predicted model, not a curated record. Gene Ontology annotation, biological process: DNA-templated transcription. Lineage: Eukaryota; Fungi; Ascomycota; Eurotiomycetes; Eurotiales; Aspergillaceae. The coding region runs from base 107 to 2386 and encodes 759 amino acids.
CCAACUUCAUUCGCAUCCCGUUUCUUAACUCCGACAACCUCUCCCCAAAUGCCCAUUCCUCCCAUCACAAAUCCCUCCUCGUGAGAGGCGCCAUGUACUUACCACCAUGGAGCCUUCCAAUCUCACAACUGGCCCCUCGGAGAUUGGUUCCCUGACGGCCCAGUCCAACGACGAGAGUCAGUUCGUCGGCAGUUCUAGCGGCGUUUUCUUCAUCAAGACCGUUCGACAGGCUUUCUCGCAGAAUUUGGAUGGACCGGCUGGCGCUUCAUCUACCCAGGACUUUCCUCAGCCAGAAGAUACUCUUCUCGGCAGUGAUGCUUCGCCUCAUGACAGGCGUUCAGUCCCGGCCUCUGCCAAAGCAUCGCCCGCGGUGACAGAGUCACAGCCGUCCCUAGGCCAGUGGGAAUAUGAUCCUACCGUGGCGGCGGUCCUGGGGAAUGCUCCCCCGUUGGACACGGCCCGCCAGCUGAUGAUGGUCUAUUUCAAAGUCUGGCACCCGCUGUUUCCAUUUCUGCACGGGCCGACGUUUCUACAGGCCAUGGAGUUGCUCUAUUCACCUGGCAGCCGGGAUGUUGCCCAUUCGCCCUCUUCGGCACAUCGGAGUGCUUGCUGGACCACCAUCUUCCAAUGUGUCUUUAACCUGACUAGCCACCUGCGUCCGGAUCUCCAAUUUCCUGCGGAAUCCCGGGUCGGAUCUCCUAGUGGCAUGCACACCUUGCUCGGCACGCUGACGGGCAGAAAUGACCUCCCCUCUCUGCAGGCGCUGCUCGCCUCGCAGUUGUAUCUCGUGGCCAAAAUGUCACUUCGCACCGCUUCCACCGUAGGCGGGUGCAUGCUACGCUCCAUGCUGCAUGCUGGUCUCCACCGCUGUCCGUUCCGGUACAGGGAACUCUCCUCGCAUGAUCGCCAGCUGCGCAAGAGAAUCUUCUGGUCAGCAUACGCCAUUGACCGCUAUCUCAGCCAGGCCCUCGGCCUACCGCUGGGGAUCCAGGACUCAGAUAUCGAUGUCUGCGCUCCGGGAGCCCAUGAGAUCCAUAUCCCCGGAGCCUAUAAUCGGGAAUGGCCCUCGUUCUUGCCUCCUGCCGCUCCGACAGCAGAGAGCGUAGCAAGCCCACAUACCGAGAAUCCUAGCUUCAACGGACCUCGCCAUGAGUAUGACACCACCGCACCCAUGAUCCCCACGAGACCCCCGAUUUCGGGCUGGAACUCCGAGUCUCAGCAACACAGGCGAGAAAUCGCCUUCGCCAGUUACGUCGAAUCUGGCAAAUUGACCGGGCAAGCACUGGAACUCUUCCACAAAUCCAUCCUCGUGCGCUCCGUUCGGCGCAGCUCCGUGCUCUUUCUCGUCACCGACGUGCACAAAUGGUGGAACAGCCUCUCCGCUGACCUGCAAGGUGUCCCAACGCCAUCCGUACCGACGACCUCCACCGAAACUCCCUUCAACUUCGGCCCAUUCUUCACCGUCCUUUACCAACAUCUCAUCCUCUUGAUUCACCGCCCCUCACUCUCCCUCAGCCCGUCAACCGCGGAGUUCGCCUCUGGCCUUCAGACCUGCAUUGGCGCCGCUAGGGAGAUUCUCUCCGCCCUCAAGGCCCAGGUCGAUGCCGGCCAGGCCCUCUUUUGGCCUGGUUUCCUAUCCGCAGCCUGGAUGGCCGGACUGGUACUCGCUUUUGCGUGUCAGUUGCGCCAGUAUGUUCUAGAAAAGGCAUCUAGAGAAAUCUCCGAAUGUCUCGACUUUCUCCACCUGAUGUCCACGCAAUGGGAAACAGCCAAACACUGCCAUCGCGCGCUCUCCUUGCUCGCCCACAACAUCCACCACCACCACCAGUUCACAUCUCCAUCUACAACCUCCACCUCCACCAGAACCCCUUCUCUGCGUAGAGACCUCCCCAGUUCCCAACCAAGGUUCCCCCUCGAGAGACAAGCACAAAGACAACGAGACGGAUCGCCCUCAACGACAACAACAACGGACCCUAAUAUCGACACUGAGAGCCGAAAACGAAGACGUGUUGAGUCGACCACCGACUCCCCUCUGCGUGGCCAAUAUCCCGAGGCACAGCUAUCGGUAACUCCCGUUCCUGCUGGUGGGAACAACCAUACUACUCAGAUCGGAACUGCCAUGCCCACCAUGUCUUCUGACAUCCAGCCCAUCUUGGACAAUCGUCGCCUCGGUAGUGAUGACGGCGAGACAGCGGGGAGGCUACUGGGAUCUGAUCCGCACCGCACGGCUCUAGACCAGGAUCAGGAUUACGAGGAUCGGCUGUUCUUUCCCGAAGGGUCGGCAACCUCGAUGAUGGAUUUCGACCUGAGUAUGGCGGAUUUGUUGCAGGGAGCGAAUUUUGAUAAUUUGAUGGAUAUGUUUGGACAGCAGUAUCCUAGUUUUUGAGGCUGCGUGCAUAUACAGGGGUGGAAUUUCAUGCUGCGACAUCAGACUACAUACUACUUUAAACGUCUACGUAGAAUGGAAAAGCUCGAUCAAGAUC